Messenger RNA from Strigops habroptila (Kakapo), 2035 nucleotides. RefSeq names its product DnaJ heat shock protein family (Hsp40) member A4 (gene DNAJA4). Gene Ontology annotation, cellular component: cytoplasm; cytosol. The record is from RefSeq and is a predicted model, not a curated record. Gene Ontology annotation, biological process: response to heat; protein refolding. Gene Ontology annotation, molecular function: ATP binding; Hsp70 protein binding. The transcript has 7 exons. The coding region runs from base 534 to 1646 and encodes 370 amino acids. NCBI's taxonomy places the organism in Eukaryota, Metazoa, Chordata, Aves, Psittaciformes, Psittacidae.
UUUUGCUUAAAGGAUCGGCAUAAUGCUCCUCCUGCAGUGUAGUGCCAUUAAAUGAAGGCUCCCGUUUUGCAGAGCCUGUAGGAGGCGUCUGUAGGUGGCAGCAGGCCUGGUGGCCGGGCUGUGGCAGGAGUGGACACCAUAGUUCCCCUUCCCAGGUGCAGUUCCUCCUACUCUCCAUAGUUGCCAACAGGAGUUCAUUCUUACAGAGAUGCUGCUUAAAACAGGCAAAGCUGCACAGAUUCCUAGCGUGCCGAUGGCCGUUGUGCUGUCAGGUGUUGCAGAGACCAGUGGUGGAUCCAGCUGCCAGCACUGCUGUGUGUGCUGGGGUGUGCUGGAUGGAUCUGUGUUCCUGAGCAGGAUUAGUUUCCUUCAGAGAAAAUGCUAAUGCAGAUGUGCAAGGUAACUAUCCAAGGAAAUCACUGGGCUGCACAUGGGUGGAUUGUUCACAACAAAGCCAAUUCACGCAUUAUUAGCAGAGACCAGCUCAACUCCACGUGUUUUCUGGGAGGAUAAAUGAGCACCACAACUGGAGAAUGAUGGAAAACUUGAAUAGUAGGAGUAUUUAUCUAAAAGCUGGUCUGUUUAAACUCAUAUCCCAGGCAUAUGAAGUUCUGUCGGACCCAAAGAAAAGGGACCUCUAUGACCAGGGUGGGGAGCAGGCUAUUAAAGAAGGAGGCCUGAGUGGCGGCAGCUUCUCUUCACCCAUGGACAUCUUUGACAUGUUCUUUGGUGGUGGAGGCCGAAUGAAUAGAGAGAGAAGAGGCAAGAAUGUUGUACACCAGUUAGGUGUAUCUCUUGAAGACUUGUAUAAUGGUAUUACAAGGAAACUGGCGCUGCAGAAGAAUGUUAUUUGUGGAAAGUGUGAAGGUUACGGUGGAAAGAGAGGGGCAGUGGAGAAGUGCCCUGUGUGUAAAGGAAGAGGAAUGCAAGUUAUAGUUCAGCAGAUUGGACCUGGCAUGGUACAACAAAUCCAAACUGUGUGUCCAGAAUGCAAAGGCCAAGGUGAAAGAAUAAAUCCAAAGGACAGGUGUGACAACUGCAAUGGCUGUAAGGUUGUAAGAGAGAAAAAGAUCAUAGAAGUUCAUGUUGAUAAAGGUAUGAAAGAUGGUCAGAAGAUAGUAUUUCAUGGAGAAGGUGACCAGGAGCCUGAUCUGGAGCCUGGCGAUGUUAUAAUUGUGCUUGAUCAAAAGGAUCAUAGUGUCUUUCAGAGGCGAGGGCAUGACUUAAUCACAAAAAUGAGAAUUCAACUCUCGGAGGCUUUAUGUGGCUUCAGAAAGACCAUUGAAACUCUGGAUAACAGAGUUCUUGUUAUAUCAUCUAGGCCAGGUGAAGUGAUAAAACAUGGUGACCUAAAGUGUAUCUACAAUGAAGGGAUGCCUGUCUACAAAUCUCCAAUGGACAAAGGCAGCUUAAUUAUACAAUUUCUGGUCCAGUUCCCAGAGCACUACUGGCUCCCAAGGGAGAAACUGAGUCUGCUGGAGGCCCUGCUUCCUCCACGAGAAGAUGUUAUGAUUACGGAUGAGAUGGAUCAGGUAGACCUUGAAGAUUUUGAUCCAAGUGAGCAAACCUACCGUAACAGUGGGGGAGAGGCAUAUGAAGAAGAUGAGGAGGGUCCAAGAACAGGAGUACAAUGUCAGACAUCUUAAAGCAAGGUGAAAUGGAUGUCAUCUACAAUGUAAAUUUUCACAAUGAAAACUGCAUGGCUGUAAUAGCCACUGCUUGUGGUUUUUGUGUUCAGCAAAUUGAGUUGCUGCGCUGUCAGUAUCACCUUUUUGUAACUAAUUUAUAUUGUGUUCUUGUAGUCUUUAUAUAAUGCAAAUGUCACACAGCUGAGAACCAACUGAGUUGGUAUACAUUUUCCUUUGCUGUGAAGGUUCUCACUUUAUUUCACCUAUGCUAUUUAUAUAAGACUUGGGCAAUAUUGACAGAGGCUAAGUGGAGUGUCUUAUGUAAAUACUUUCAUACUGGAAAAUUAAUUUCAUAGAAUAAAACAUAGCAGAAAUAACUUCUAAUAAAUAGAACUCUUCACAUUUUA